Messenger RNA from Alosa sapidissima (American shad), 3092 nucleotides. RefSeq names its product pannexin-1-like. Gene Ontology annotation, molecular function: channel activity. The coding region runs from base 291 to 1583 and encodes 430 amino acids. The transcript is spliced from 6 exons. NCBI's taxonomy places the organism in Eukaryota, Metazoa, Chordata, Actinopteri, Clupeiformes, Clupeidae. The record is from RefSeq and is a predicted model, not a curated record. Gene Ontology annotation, biological process: positive regulation of interleukin-1 production; monoatomic cation transport.
GUGCUUGUGGCUAAAAUAAUUAUUAGGAUUAGCUUAAUGUAUUUUUACAUUUUCCGUAGUAUUGUCGAUGGGUUUAAUAACAGAUCAAGGGGAUUCUUGGCCAGAACCUUGUGGUAUUUGGGGGGCCUUGUCGUGGAAAAGUUUGGGAACCCCUGGGCUAGGGGAUUGGGGUGUGCUCCAUAGCCCACUAUGCAAGUCACUUAUCUGAGCAGCUUAGGCAACGCUAGACCCAGCCUUACUGGAACUGACCUAUAAGGACUCCCACACACCGGUUGCUGUUUUCUGGAAUCAUGGCAAUAGCUCACGUCGCAACGGAAUAUGUAUUUUCUGACUUUUUAUUAAAGGAACCCAAUGAAUCGAAGUACAAAGGGGUGCGGCUCGAACUGGCGGUGGAUAAACUUGUCACGUUCAUUGCGGUCGGCCUCCCUUUACUGCUCAUAUCUCUCGCUUUUGCUCAAGAGGUGUCAGUCGGGACGCAGAUAAGCUGUUUUGCACCAACCAACUUUUCAUGGCGCCAGGCAUAUUAUGUAGACUCCUACUGCUGGGCGGCUGUGCAGGAUCAGCAACCAGAAAAUGGGCCCAACAGCUCACCCCUGUGGUUGCAUAAGUUCUUCCCGUACAUUUUGUUGUUGGUGGCGAUCCUCAUGUACGUUCCUGCCGUGUUCUGGCGCUUCACGGCAGCGCCACACCUCUCCUCAGACCUCAGCUUCAUCAUGGAGGAGCUGGAUCGCACCUACAACCGAGCCAUCCGAUUGGCCAAGAACUUGGCCUCCAGCCUAGAAGUACAGGAGUCUUCAGAGGAUGCUUACGGGGCUCUGGACCUGACGGAGGGCUGCUUUAAGUACCCUCUGGUAGAGCAGUACCUCAAGACCAAGCGCUUCUGCCGGGCCCUGGUGGUGAAGUACGUGCUGUGCCGGGCACUGACCCUGGCCACGCUGCUGCUGGCCUGCCUCUAUCUGGGCUACUACAUCCGCCUGGCGUCGUCCGCCCGCAGCGACGAGUUCUCCUGCGACAUCCGCUCGGGCGUGCUGCGCCAGCGGGAUGCCAACGACACACCGCUGCCUGCUGCCGUGCAGUGCAAGCUGGUGGCCGUGGGCGUGUUCCGCCUCCUCAGCUACAUCAACCUGGUGGUCUACGUGCUGCUGGUGCCCGUGGUGGUGUACGCCGCCGUGGCGCCCGUGCGACAGGGGGCGCGCUUCCUGCGGCCCUACGAGAUGCUGCCCGCGUUCGGGUCACUGGAUCUUGCCACGUCUUUCUACGAUGAUCUCAGCCUCUACCUGCUCUUCCUGGAGGAGAACCUAAGCGAGCUCAAGUCAUACAAGUGUUUGCAGGUGUUGGAGCUGCUUCGGGAGGGAGGUGGGGAGGCGUUUGACACCAUGUGUCUCCUGCGGACGCUCGGACAGGUGAAGACGGAUGUGGUGGACGUGGUGGAUGGCAAGAAGCCCUCCGCCAGCAAGUCUCAGUCAGAGACAGGAAAUAACACACAAGAAGGCAAGGACGCCGCGCCUCGACUGAAGGAGGACACAGAGACAAAAGGCACACCGUGUGACUGCAGCAGGGAUGUACGUCAGAGGCUAGUCUGAGUAGAAGAGUCUGAAUACAUGUCUGUCUGAAUGCAUGGACCUGUCUGAAUUUAGGUGACUCUGUGUGUAUGGUGUAUGUGAGGGACAGAGUUGAAGAGAAGGCUAUAUGUGCUGGGUCUUUUGUUACUCUUUACAGUUUGCUGACACUAAUGAUGCUGCAGUCAGUGUUUGGAUUGAAGGAAAGGAACAGGAACAGAGAGAGCAUGUGUGCCAAUGUUUACAAUGAAUUACAAUGAAUUCUGAUUCUGAUUCUGGAAUUAGUCGAUGUGCACUGUUUAGGUUUACUGUAAGAGUUCCCUGCUACACUUGACGACGACAAUGAUAAUGAUAAGGAGGAGAGAGAGAGAGAGAGAGAGAGUGUGUGUGUGUGUGUGUGUGUGUGUGUGUGUGUGUGUGUGUGUGUGUGUGUGAAGGAGAGAGACAGGAAGAUAGGGUGAGAGAGAGGAGGAGAGAUUGUCUGUUUGUUCAGAGGCAUCGUUUAAUAAUGUCAAAUGAAAAACAAAAUGUGAGCACUAGUGAAGGCUGUUUUAGGAUGUGUGAUGCCUGUAUUUAUAUUUUACGAUUGGCUGUAAGAAUUACCUCAGGUACAGGAUAGUGUACCCGCUGCAAUAUAUUGUAUUUUUAGGAUGUUUUUAUUUCUGGUGUGUAAGUAUUUCCAUGUUAGUGUUUUAAAGUAUCUUUUUUACUUGAAUUUCUAUUUAAAUUACCGGUGAUUGUUUAUUUAGUAUAAGGGUAUCAGGUGGAUUGUUCAUGAAUAUGAAGACAUCCCUUUCUAUCAUCGCUCAAAUAUUCUUUUUCAAACAUUUUUGCAUAUUAUUUUAAUCUUGAAAGUAGCAUCACAAAGACGCAAAGACAUUAGAUGAAUAUGGAAAAAAUGUCAUUACAAUGUAGCAGUUCAAAGAAAGUGAUAGUCCAGCAAUUUAAAGGGUUUGGAAUGCUUUGAAUAUGUAUUAAGAAUCUUUUUUGCAUGGGGCGGUGGUAGUGUAGUGGUUAAGGAGCUGGGCUAGCAUGCAGUAGCCUGAAAGAUUUGGGUUUCAUUCCUGGCAUCCACCGCUGUGUCCUUGAGCAAGGCACUUAACCCCAAGUUGCUCUGGGGACAGUGUAAUCCCUGGUAAUAUAGUUGACAUAUGUAAGUCACUUUGGACAACAAUGUCUGCCAAAUGAACAAAUGUAAAUGUACUGGCGCCAGAGAGGGUUGAAGUGGAGCAGUAAUCAAGGUUCUUUGCUUGCAUUCUGUUUUCCCAACAUUCUGUCCAGUGCUUAAACUAUAUGGUAUGCAUGCUGGAAACUAACAAUUGAUGUAAUUGAUCUAUUUCCUGGGAAAUAUAGCUACUUAUCUGAAGGCAGAUGUUGUAAAGACAUACAGUAUCUGAUUAUUAUGCGUCAUGAAUAACUAAGUGAGACACAUGAAGUCAUUGAUUUGAUGCUCUCAUGUUUGGCAAAUAUAUGCACUUGUCCCUUACACUAACAUUAUAAUCACUAACAAUGAAAUAAACUUUUUAAAAGCAA